UCUCUCUCUUUUAUGCUAGACCUAAUCGAUGACUUGCAUAUCCCCUGUCUUCAUACUGAUUGUACAUCUCAGUAUUUAACAAAUAUAUUAGAACAUAGUUUCAAAUAGCCAAGUAUUUUAUAGGAAAUUAUUUAAAUAUAACUUUAAAUACUUAAAAUUAUUUGAAAAUAGUACUCCAAUGCAUAUAAAAUAAGUAUUUUAAAUACAAACAUGUAUGCAUUUGAAGCAAGAUCUGCUGACCUCCAACUCCUCCAUGUGUAUGUGUCUACAUCGUAAUUUAGGCUGUAUUCUGUUUUUUUUUUUAAAUAGUAUUAUUAUUAUUCGUGACCAAGUCGUGUGCUUUGCCAGGGGCUGUGGGUAGGAGGGGAGAUGUAGGGGAGGUUUGGGGUAGUCCAGAACGGGCUCUGGUUGGCACACCUCACACAAAGCCACACCACCAAGCCAUAGCCUAGGCUACAACACGCACAUUAGUCAAGGCAAUCUGGAAUAUACGGCGGCGGGCUUUGCGAAGGCUGCGGUUGCAGCAUCCUUCUCGAAUCUAUUUUACCCUGUUGGAGUUCAAUUGUCUUAUUCUGCCUGGCGCUUCGACUAAUUUCUCUUAUCAUGAUAUUUUCCUUAUUUAACACUGACUGAUUGUGACUCUUCUAUCUGCGAGAACAGUUUCUCUCGAUGUGCUACUCAGAUGUACGGGGGAAGAAGACAGAGAAGCUGCCCUUCAAGAAUGUUUAGUCCUAAAAUACCAGAUUUUUGUGACGACAUUUGAAACCGUUGCAUUGCUUUUCUAUGGUGUUUUUCACGAGCACCUGCCUUUGCCCACUAUGAAUUUAUGAGGAUCUGAACAGACUGUAUCAUCUAUCUAAAUGAAUGAAUUCAGCCAUGCAAUGUUCCUGGAAGGCUGUGAUUCUGCUAGCCUUACUGUCCAUAGCGAUCCAGUACACAGCCAUCAGGACAUUCACAGCCAAGCCAUUCCAGAUGUGUCCAGUGACAGCCUCAAACAAUCUGAACUGCGGCAUGCUGUGGCAGGAUGCGGUGGACUCGUCCUUUGACCAGCGGAUCUGUGACGACUUCCUUUACUUCACCUCCAACGUCUCCAGAAAAACACACGUUCUCAUCCUGGCCACGACCCGCAGCGGCAGCUCCUUCGUGGGUCAGCUGUUCAACCAGCACCAGGAUGUGUUUUAUCUGUUUGAGCCGCUCUACCACGUCCAGACCACCUUGCUCCCCCGCCUGUCCCACAGCAGGACAGCAGGCGACACCAGGGUGAUGCUGGGGGCCAGCAGGGACCUGCUCCGGAGCCUCUACGACUGUGACCUUUACUUCCUGGAGAGCUACAUCAAACCCCAGCCGGCCAAUCACAGCACAGACAAGCUGUUCCGGAGGGGAGCAAGUAAGGCUCUUUGCUCCCUGCCCGUCUGCGACGCCUUUAGUCCUGGAGAGUUGAACAUUGAUGAAGGAGAGUGCGUCAGGAGGUGUGGCGGUCUCAACAUGACGCUGGCGUCGGACACCUGCCGUGAGAGGCGCCAUGUGGCCAUCAAGACGGUGAGGAUACCGGAGGUGAGUGACCUCAGGGCUCUGGUGGAGGACCCUAGGCUCAACCUCAAGGUGAUCCAGCUGGUCAGGGACCCCCGAGGGAUCCUGGCCUCCCGCAUCGAGACCUUCAGGGACACCUAUAGACUCUGGAGGAUCUGGAAGGCCACUGGGAGGAGGCCCUACAACCUGGACCUCACCCAGCUCACCAUGGUCUGUGAGGACUUCCUGGGUUCUGUGACAACGGGCCUCAGCAGGCCCCCCUGGCUCAAAGGGAGGUACAUGUUGGUCAGGUAUGAGGACCUGGCCAGGAACCCUCUCCAGAAGACCAAGGAGAUCUAUGAAUACCUGGGUCUGAUCAUGGACAAGAACGUAGGCGACUGGAUCCAGAACAACACCAGGGGAAGCAACGAUCUGUCCGCCAAGCAUAAAUACGGCACUGUUCGGGACUCAGCUGCCAAUGCGGAAAGCUGGAGGCUCAAAUUGUCUUAUGACAUGGUUGAUUACACACAGACUGUGUGUCAGCAAGUUCUACAGGAGCUUGGUUAUAAGACUGUCAGUUCCCCUGAGGAGCUGAAAAAUCUGUCUCUGACUCUCAUCGAGGACAAAACUUUUUUACCUUUUUUGUAGCAAAGCAAGGUCUAUCACGACAACUAUUUUUGAUAUAUUUAUAUUGUUGCCUUAAUUUCUUCUCAGAUUUGCACUAAACCUCAGAAACCUUGAAGACUCCUGUGGUAAGAUUCAAGUCAAGACAUUCAGAAGAGCACAAAAAACAUAAUGUAGGAAUGCUCUUUGGAGAUAUCAGUAUCAAUGUUUUAGCGAUAUCGAAGAGACAGUAAAUAAUGUUAGGUUAAUUGACAUGAACAAACUUACAGUAAAGCACCAUCCUACUUAAGAUCCCUGAAUGCUGGCUGUUGCAUUGACAAAAGCGAAUGUUGAUAUUUGUACAUCAAGGAAACUGGACCUACCUUACAACAUUGUUAGGGAAUGUACCUAAUCAUACCUUACUGAUAAAUGCUGACGUGUGUGUGUGUGUAGGCAUAUGAUAACAACCAUGCAAUAAAAAUGUGAAUGUUGAGG
This is a messenger RNA of Oncorhynchus mykiss (rainbow trout), 2607 nucleotides long. RefSeq names its product carbohydrate sulfotransferase 1-like. Gene Ontology annotation, molecular function: keratan sulfotransferase activity; N-acetylglucosamine 6-O-sulfotransferase activity. The record is from RefSeq and is a predicted model, not a curated record. Gene Ontology annotation, biological process: carbohydrate metabolic process; N-acetylglucosamine metabolic process; keratan sulfate proteoglycan metabolic process. Lineage: Eukaryota; Metazoa; Chordata; Actinopteri; Salmoniformes; Salmonidae. Gene Ontology annotation, cellular component: Golgi membrane.